Messenger RNA from Kwoniella mangroviensis CBS 8507, 222 nucleotides. RefSeq lists its product as uncharacterized. Bases 1 to 222 code for a protein of 73 amino acids. Lineage: Eukaryota; Fungi; Basidiomycota; Tremellomycetes; Tremellales; Cryptococcaceae. The transcript has 4 exons. The record is from RefSeq and is a predicted model, not a curated record.
AUGUUAUUCAAGCUCAGCUCAAUCGUCACUGCUCUUGCACUUGCUACCACUAUCUCUGCUGUUCCAGCUGCUAUCCCCGUCGAAGGUAUCGUCAAAAAGGAUAUCGAAGAGAGACAAGUCAUCACUUGUGGAUAUUAUGAGGUCUGCUACUGUCCCAGAAAUGGGGUUAGAUUCACCUGUCGAGACCCUCAAGGAUGCAGCAUGACUUGUUAUCCUUCUUAA